Messenger RNA from Impatiens glandulifera, 1266 nucleotides. Its product is annotated as predicted GPI-anchored protein 58. Lineage: Eukaryota; Viridiplantae; Streptophyta; Magnoliopsida; Ericales; Balsaminaceae. The record is from RefSeq and is a predicted model, not a curated record. Gene Ontology annotation, molecular function: metal ion binding. The transcript has 3 exons. The coding region runs from base 140 to 973 and encodes 277 amino acids.
AAAAUCCAGUCGGCAACCAUUCUCUUUUAAUGGGACUAGGACAAGCAGAAAGAGAGAACACUCUAUCUCUCUCUCUCUUUCUCUCUCUCCUCAAUAAUCCAAUUCCUUACAGAGUUCUUAGAUCUGAACUCUCUCAUCAAUGGCGCCCGAGAAGGUUACCCACAUGAUGAUGAAGGUUGAUCUUCAGUGUCCUUGCUGCUAUAAGAAAGUCAAGAAAGUUCUCUGCAGAACCCCUCAAGUGAGAGAUCAGAUGUUCGAUGAGAAAUCGAAUACAGUGUUAGUCACUGUGGUUUGCUGUAGCCCUGAGAAAGUUCGUGAUAAGCUUUACUCCAGAGGUGGGAAAACUAUCAAAAGCAUUGAAAUCAAAGAACCCCAAAAACCAAAACCUGCCCCUGCCCCUGCCGCCGGCGCCGAUAAGCCAUCGGAAAAACCCAAGGAGGUGGAGAAACCCAAAGAUGCUAAACCGGCGGCGAAGCCCAAAGAAGAUCAGCCCAAGCCGGCGGCGGAUAAACCAAAGGUAGAUGCCAAACCGGCAGAUAAGCCAAAAUCAGAUGACAAGCCCAAGGGUGGGGAUGCUGCCAAACCAGCUGACAAGCCUAAAGCAGAUGCAAAACCGGCCGAUAAGCCUCAAGCUGAGAAGCCUAAAGCUGCUCCGGCUCCGGCAGCAGCAGCUCCGGCUGCAGUACCUAUGCCUGUGCAAUCCAUACCAGGUCCUCCGGCGGCGAUGAUGGGACCGAUGGUGCCAAUGGGGUACCCAUUUUAUCAGGCUUAUAACGAUGGUGGGUAUUAUGGUGGAAACCAGCAGGGAUAUUAUGCAAAGCCGGUGCCGGUUUAUGAUAAUUAUGGUUACUUUGGGUAUCCUGGUGGAAAUAGCGGCGCCGGCGCCGGUCAAUAUGCCAUUGCUAAUAAUAAUAAUAACCGGCAUGAUUACUAUUACAGCGAAGAAGAGAAGGCAGACUGUUCAAUCAUGUGAAAGGGAUCUCUCAUUCACUCUCUCUCAAAGUGUUCAAACUCUUUAAUCCUUGAUGGGUUUGUUUAUUACUAUUUAUUUUUAUUACUAAAUUCCCAUCUUAAAUAAAAAAAAAAAUUGGACAGUUUAAAUUAAAAGAAUUCUCCCAAAUUUAAUUAAAUUGUGCUUAAUUAUUUAGCACAUAGGGUUAGGGAGAAUAUCUUAAUACAUAUGCAUAUAUAUAUUAUAAUAUAAUAUAAGAGGUCAUGAUUUUCUUAGCACAAUGAGCAAUUAUAAUAAGAUGUUAUACUUUUUUA